This is a messenger RNA of Impatiens glandulifera, 618 nucleotides long. RefSeq names its product acanthoscurrin-1-like. The transcript is spliced from 3 exons. NCBI's taxonomy places the organism in Eukaryota, Viridiplantae, Streptophyta, Magnoliopsida, Ericales, Balsaminaceae. The record is from RefSeq and is a predicted model, not a curated record. Bases 1 to 618 code for a protein of 205 amino acids.
AUGGGGUUUUCAAUACUGGAGGCAAUUCCAAUACUCCAAGCCAUUCAUUCAAUGUCAUUUGUGGAUGAGACGAGGAGGAAUGGUGUUCUUGUUGGAUUGGGCUGUUGGAGUGAUGGUGGUUUGGGUGUUGGGAGAAAGGGUGUUGGCUUUUGCUUGGGUGUUGAUUUUGGUGUUGGGGGUUAUGGUGUUCUUGUUGGCUUGGGAUGUUGGAGUGGUUUUGGCUUGGGUGUUGGGAGGAAGGGUGUUGGCUUUGGCUUGGGUGUUGGGAGUAAGGGAGUUGGAUAUGGCUUGGGUAUUGGUUUUGAUGGUGGGGGUUAUGGUGUUCUUGUUGGCUUGGGCUGUUGGAGUGGUGUUGGCUUUGGUGUUGGCAUGGGUGUUGUGAGGAAGGGUGUUGGCUUUGGCUUGGGUGUUGGUUUCGGUGUUGGGGAUUGUACAAGUUCCAUUGCGUUAAUCUGGUGCAUCUCAUUUAGAUAUUUAGCCCCUUGUGUCAAUUCGUCUGCAGCGGCCGCAACCUUCCUCAAACAUGAUGCAAGAUUUUGUGGAAUUGGUGAUUGCUCAGUAAGAUUGGAUGUCAUGUCAUCCCCAGCUUGUGGUAGUGGUGGUUCCACAUUUUGUUGA